Messenger RNA from Apiotrichum porosum, 663 nucleotides. RefSeq lists its product as uncharacterized. The record is from RefSeq and is a predicted model, not a curated record. Lineage: Eukaryota; Fungi; Basidiomycota; Tremellomycetes; Trichosporonales; Trichosporonaceae. The transcript has a single exon. The coding region runs from base 1 to 663 and encodes 220 amino acids.
AUGACUACCACCACCACCACCACGCGCACCUUCCCCAACGAGACCCCCGAGUACCGCGCCGCCCGCACCGCCCUGCUCGAGAAGGAAGCCGAGCUCGCAGCCCUCACCCGGUCCGUCGUCGCCGAGCGCCAGCGCCUCCCGCCCGGCGGCGCCAUCAAGGACGACUACGUCUUCCACACGACGUCGGGCACACCCAUCAAGCUCUCGGACCUGUUCGCAAAGGACAAGGGCUCGUCGCUGGUCAUCUACUCGAUGAUGUUCCCCGACGGCAAGCCCUGCCCGCACUGCACCAACGUCGUGAACGGGCUCGAGGGCGUCGCUGCCACCGUAGGCGCCACGCACGCCAACUUUGUCGUCGUGGCCAAAGCGCCCCACGACCAGGUGGCCGCGUACGCGGCCAAGAUGGGGUGGAAGGACCUCACGCUGCUCUCGUCGGCGGGCACGACGUUCAACGCGGACUAUUACGCCGAAGAGGCACAGGGCGCGCGCGGGGGUGCCGGCGGGCAAAACUCGCUCCUCACCGUGUUCCGCAAGCUCGACGACGGGUCGGUGCACCACCACUGGACGAGCGAGAUGGCGUUCAAGGAUAACGACGAGAGCUCGUUCUGGCCCGUGUACCCCCUUUUCGGCAUCAUCAAUCUCACCGUCGAGGGCGACGUGUAG